Messenger RNA from Oncorhynchus tshawytscha (Chinook salmon), 8632 nucleotides. RefSeq names its product rho GTPase-activating protein 29-like. The transcript has 24 exons. The record is from RefSeq and is a predicted model, not a curated record. Gene Ontology annotation, biological process: signal transduction; activation of GTPase activity. The coding region runs from base 755 to 5455 and encodes 1566 amino acids. Gene Ontology annotation, cellular component: cytoplasm. NCBI's taxonomy places the organism in Eukaryota, Metazoa, Chordata, Actinopteri, Salmoniformes, Salmonidae. Gene Ontology annotation, molecular function: GTPase activator activity.
AUCACAUGACUGGAGGCUGGAACAGGCAAAGUUGUGAACGCUAAGUGACUCAAACUCAACACGAAGAAGAAGCUAUUCUCCUUUUGAAACAUGUGGGUUUUUUUUUUCAUGUGUUUUUUCAGAUUGUAUAAAUAACUUUUAAUUUUUUUUAUUGAGAAUGCCACUGGAGUACACAAGUCAGGUGAGUUUAUUAUGUUUCUGAUAGAGAGAAGAAAUGCUACUGCUUAGCCCUCGACUCAAACUAACGUUAUUUGGGAUGCCAGCACGGCGGAGUUACAGACUCCCUGCUCUAUCGGUGCUGACUAGGCGGAUAUUUUUCCGGUGUAACGUUAGAGCUGGAAAUAGACGGUCCCGGUUGAUUGUAUAGUAGGUGAGGUGGCUAAAAAUAUAAUAACAGCACAUUUACAUUUGUAGCUAACAGUUGUAAGAACAUUGUAAAAAAUGUUUAUCAACUCUUACACUGUAAUUUAACUAGAUAGCUUAACUUAACUAUUUAACUUCAUGCUACUAAUACUUGCUAAAUUGUCUUCAUGUAUUUAACACACAUAACAAACAUGAGAUAUGAUAGAAAUAAGUUAAAUAACAUUGCCAGAAAAGUAGCAAGUCAAACAAACAAAACGAAACAACAUCUAGUGUUAUAGAGCCAACCUGGGAUUUAGGAUCAGUCAGGACCACCCACAUGGGGGCUAACACCAUCCCAGUGGCCUGUAGCAUACUCUAGGUAGACGGACGGACGGGCACCAGAACCUCUGGGAUGAUACGGAAGAGCAGCAGUGGUACUGGAGGAGGAGAAGAAGAAGAGAAUAAUACAAAACACCAACAGAACAAACCGCAUUGUUCCAGCAUCACCUCCAACAUGGGCCGGAGCUCCAGGACCACCAACCCACUGGGGAGUAUGGGGCUUGGGUCCAACAGUUUGGGUCUGGGGUCCACCGUGGUAGGAGCGCCUGGGGUAGAUCCGGACUAUGUGAUGCAGCUGGUGAAUGACGUACGGAGGUUUUCAGAUAUGCUGCUCAGCCUUAAAGAAGCAUUCCAUUCUGAAGAAAGCCACGAGAGACUCCCUCAGCGGGUACAGGAGCGGUUGAGCGAGCUGCUCCGUGUUCUCAAGUCUGUCAUCGGCAAACACCAGACCCUCAACUCUGUAGACAUCCUCAGGGCUGCCGGCACCGUCAUCACUAAGGUCAAAGGCAUUAACUUCACGGAAGUGAACCCGGAAAAGAAAAAGGUUAUAUUCGGCGAGAUAUACACGUCCAUUGACAGUUUGGCAUUCACAUUUGGCAAUGUAGUGUCUGACUUCCUUAUGGGGGAUGUGGACAGCCAAUCAGGGUUGGGGAUCCCCCAGACCAGAAGAAGCAGGUCUUUUGAGAACCUCUCUGUGGAUUCUGGGGGGUAUGUUCCAGAGAAGAAAGGCCUUGUGGGCCCAGAGGUGGCGUUGUCUAAAGAGGAGGAGGUUGCCGUGAUCCUGCAGAAGAAUGACAGCGGGGUGGAGUCAGCUCUGCUCUAUGCCAAGGCCUGGUCCAAGUACACCAAGGAUCUGCUGGCCUGGGUCGACAAACGCCUGGGACUGGACAUUGAAUGUGCCAAAAGUUAUGCCAAAAUGGCAGAAUCUGCAAAGACGCUCGCGAGUCAACAGGACUACAUGCCGUUCAGAGAUAUCUAUAUUUCUACGUUUAAGAAUGACAUUGAGUACAGCCAACUCCUCCUGCAGACUGCCACUGCCCUGCAGACCAACAAAUUCAUACAGCCGCUGUUGUCCAGAAAGACUGAGCUGGACAGACUGAGGAAAGACCUCAAGGAGCAGUGGCAGAGAGAACAGAAGAAAAUGCAAGAGUCCGAGGCGGCUCUGCGUAAGGCUCGGUGGACCCAGGUCCAGAGGAGAGACGAGUACCACAAGGCCCAGUCCUCAGCCAGCCGCUCCCAGGAGGAACAGUCCAAACAGCUGGACAAGAAGAGGAAACUGGAAGAGGAGGCUCUUCAGAAGGCUGAGGAUGCCAGAGACCAGUACAGAUCCUGUGUAACUGAUGCAGGGGCCAGGAGGGCAGAGCUGGCCAGCACCAAGACAGACAUCCUCACUCAGAUCAGAGAACUGGUGACUCAGUGUGACCUCACACUCAAAGCUGUGACAGUCAAUUGGCUCCAGCUGCAGCAGGCCCAGACCGUGCCUCUCCCUGGCCACUACCAGGCCCUGUGUGAAAACGCGAAGAUGUACGAGCCUGGACAGAGAUACGCAGAGUUUGUCAGAAAUCUUCCCAAAGAUCAGAUACACAUGGAGUCCUUCUCCGUUGAUGAACGGUUUCCUGUGUUCAGCAAGCGUUCAACGGGCAGCACCAGUUCCCAUAGUAACCUGUCCCAGGUGUCCCUCAUCUCCGGUGACGUCCUGAGUGGCGACGAGGUGGAUAGUCCUCUGGGGUCACGACCUGGGGAAGGGUCCAACAGCGCCACAGACAUACAAGGUCUGAGAGGGGGACAGGGCCCGUUGAGAGCCUGGGCAUCAGGUGUCCAGGACAGGGGGAUGUGUAGUGACUCAGAGAGUGCUGGAGGCAGCAGUGAGUCCCAAUCCAUGGACUCUCCUACAGCGAGCCCAGGUGACUUUAAACGCAGACUACCCAGAACCCCCUCCACUGGCACUAUGUCCUCGGCAGACGACCUCGAUGAGAGACAGCCACCUUCACCCUCAGACAAUGGUCUGGGUGAGAUGGUGACAGAGACAGCCAGUUCCCCAGGUCCGUUUCGUAACGCCCAGAUGUCCAAGGCGUCUCAGACACACAAGCUGAGGAAACUCAGAGCUCCGUCUAAAUGCAGGGAGUGUGACAGUCUGGUGGUGUUCCACGGAGCAGAAUGUGAAGAGUGCUCCCUGGCGUGUCAUAAGAAGUGUCUGGAGACUCUGGCCAUCCAGUGUGGUCAUAAGAAACUGCAGGGAAGACUACAGCUGUUUGGGAUAGACUUUACCCAGGCAGCGAAGAACAGCCCAGAUGGGAUCCCCUUCAUCAUCAGGAAGUGUACCUCUGAGAUCGAGAACAGAGCGCUCAACCUCAAGGGAAUCUACCGUGUGAACGGGGCUAAGUCUCGUGUGGAGAAGCUGUGUCAGGCGUUUGAGAACGGCAAAGACCUGGUAGAGCUCUCUGACCUCUCACCCCACGACAUCGCCAACGUGCUCAAACUCUACUUGAGACAGUUACCAGAGCCGUUGAUCCUGUACCGCUACUAUAAUGACUUCAUCGGAUUGGCCAAGGAGAGCCAGAGGGUCAUCAUCGAAGAGAAGGCUGUAGCCAGGGUCCUCCAGGAACAUGGGCGGCCAGGGGGUGAACAACCCCGACCAGGAGGCACCCAGUCAGGGGUAGAGGGAGAGCAGCCUCCCCUGACGACCAGACAACCUGGAGGAGGAGAGCUGCCCAAACAGCCCAGUAUCAAACUCAACAGAGUCAUCUUUAAGAUUAGAGACCUGUUACGACAGCUUCCUCCUGCACACUACAGGACCCUCCGCUUCCUCACGGCACACCUACAUAGGGUGACGGAGCAGGCAGAGGAGAACAAGAUGACAGCCAGUAAUCUGGGCAUUAUCUUUGGCCCUACGCUGGUCAAACCCCGACAGACUGACGCAGAGGUCUCCCUGUCUUCUCUGGUUGACUACCCCUACCAGGCUCUGAUGGUGGAGCUGCUGGUACGUCACUUCCAGGUCAUCUUUGACUUGUCCAGCCCCUCUUCCUACCCCCCCACCACCACCUCCACGGUGGGCCAGUCCUCCCCCCGACUCACCUCUCAGGAGAAGGAGCAGAGACUCAGCCCCUCCUCCUACCCCCCCACCACCACCUCCACGGUGGGCCAGUCCUCCCCCCGACUCACGCCUCAGGAAAAGGAGCAGAGACUCAGCCGCCACUCCACCUCCCUGCUCGACAUGAAGGAGAGUGCCAAAGUCGACAAGAGGCACUCGUCAGUCAUCCAGUCCUCUCAAACCCUGGAUGAUGUGAGAGAGGUGAAGACAGACAGGACAGGACCAGACAGGAGAGAGUUAACAGCCGGCUCCUCCUCCUCUGCUGCUGGCUCCUCCUCCUCUGCUGCUGGCUCUGCCUCGGUCCAGAGAUCUACCCUGGUGUUUGGCCGUCCCAGCCUCAACCUCUCCUCCUCUGCUACGGCCCAGAAGGUCCAGCUCCGGCCCCAGCGCGCUAGAAUCCUGUCUCGACCAAUCAGCAUGCCCCUGGAGCGCUUGCCCCUCCCCACCCCCUCACAGGUGCUCGACAGAAACAGCCGUAACAACAACGCUGCCAUCACGUUGGAUCCCACCGCUAACACCAUCGUGGAGUCAGCCGAGCCGGAGAAGCCUCGGAUUGGUGGGGGGUCAAGGGUCAGUACCUAUUACAUCGACACCCAGCAGGCCGUGCAGCGGAGGCCCUGGGACAGGAAGUACAAACACUACGACGUCACGCCACGCACCGCCAUGAUCAUGGCUAACUUACCGCCGGCCGGUACUAGCCCUGGCCCAAAACCGGGGAAACAGCCGACGAUGCCGACACAACUGUCCGUGUCUGGGACAACCAGCUCUGCUCUCCCAUCCAGUAGUGGUUUCAGCACUAUAUUCCCCAGCAACCCAUACACAGUGUUGUUGAAGGCUAGCCAGGCGUCCACAAGAGACAGAGAGGAGACUAAGGAUAGGCCUAACUCUGCUGCUGGAGGUGGUGGGGAGACCAGAACAUCUACCAACUCCCCCAUAAAGUUCAGACAACCAAGGAUUCUGCAGCCUCCACCCGGAACCUUCUAUAAGCCGUCUGGUUAUUCAGGCGCCAGAGGCUGGCCAUCAUUAAGUACCUCUGGGACCACUAGCCUCACCAAAAUGUCCCCAACUUCUCCUACUGGUAAAGCCUCUUCCCAGACUUCUCCUACUGGUAAAGCCUCUUCCCAGACUUCUCCUACUGGUAAGGCCUCUUCCCAGACUUCUCCUACUGUUAAAACCUUCUCACCAACCUCCCCUACUGUUAAAACCUUCUCACCAACCUCCCCUACUGUUAAAACCUUCUCACCAACCUCCCCUACUGUUAAAACCUUCCCAACCUCCCCUACUGUUAAAACCUUCCCAUCCUCCCCUACUGUUAAAAACUUCCCAACCUCCCCUACUGUCACUGCUCCUCUCCCCCUCUCUUCCUCCCAAUCCUCCAGCAUGACUUUCUCCUCUUCUCCUAUGGUUACCACCACCACCACCCCAUCCCCUACUGCCACUUACAUCCUUCAAACCCCACACCUUCCCACACACACUCUACAGGACUCUGUGGACAGCUCUGUUAGUGUUGACCCCGAGGUCACGACCUCCGCUGACCUUUCCCCCCGCCAGUCCCCUCCCCCCAGCAGCCCAGAGGACCCCAGCCCGCCCGAGGUCGUCCCGCUGCAACAAAGACUGAGACCCCGGCCCAGACCCGGCGCUCGCCUGCAGGAGUUAGAACACAGAGAGGCCCAUUUUGUCUGAACUGCAAAAGUAGACUUCAGUAGUCUGAUAUCAUCACACACAGACAGGGCCACUUCCUGCUUACAAAAAGACUACUGGUAUGUCUUUAAGAAUAGGGAGGGCAUCGCUUGGGAAGAACCAAUGGUGGAACUGUUGGGAGAUAUUUGGGAGAACGUUGCUGUUGACGUCUGUAAGCAGGAAGUUGUCCCCACUGUAUGAUGAUGUCAUAUUGCUGUCUACCUUUGAAGCCAGAUAUAUUUUGUCUGUGUGUGUGUACAGUGUGUGUGUGUGUGUGUACAGUGUGUGCAGUGUGUGUGUGUGUACAGUGUGUGUGUGUGUACAGUGUGUGUGUAUGUACAGUGUGUGUGUGUGUGUGUGUACAGUGUGUGUACAGUGUGUGUGUGUGUAACUAUGUUGUUACGGUGUAUCUCUGUACCAUAUUAUAUAUUGGGGGAACAGUACUAUUAUAUUGACGCCAAGACAAGAUGUGUGAAAGGAACACACUGAAAGUGUUACAUUAGACGUGUUUAAUAUAUUCUAUGUUUACAGUCCUCACAAACAGAAGCAUAAUCUGUGAACAGUCGCUCCCUAGACAUUUGGAACAAGCAUUUAGGCUGGUAUUCAAUCUAUUGCAGAUACAGGAUUUCCAGAUAGCAGCGGACAAACUUUUAUACCAAAGGUUAAUUUUCACAUGUAGCUGUCCAUUUCUGUGUGUAAGUGUCAACUCCAUCCAUUUAUUUGCUGCUAUGCAAAUAAAAUGCACUUCUCAAACCGCUAUCCAGAAACCCACUAUCUCCAAUUAAUACAUCUGAUGUCCUGGUCAAUACUGCCUGUUACAUCUGAUGUCCUGGUCAACACUGACUGUUACAUCUGAUGUCCUGGUCAACACUGAACUGUUACAUCUGAUGUCCUGGUCAAUACUGAACUGUUACAUCUGAUGUCCUGGUCAACACUGAACUGUUACAUCUGAUGUCCUGGUCAACACUGCCUGUUUUUGUUACAAAUUGGUUCUACCUGCCAUUACUGCCAGGUCAUCUAUAGAUGCUAUCUGCCAUUACUGCCAUGUAAUCAAUAUAUUCUACCUGCCAUUACUGCCAUGUCAUCAAUAUAUUCUACCUGCCAUCAAUAGAUUCUACCUGCCAUCAAUAGAUUCUACCUGCCAUUACUGCCAUGUAAUCAAUAGAUUCUACCUGCCAUUACUGCCAUGCCAUCAAUAGAUUCUACCCGCCAUUACUGCCAUGUCAUCAAUAGAUUCUACCUGCCAUGUCAUCAAUAGAUUCUACCUGCCAUUACUGCCAUGUCAUCAAUAGAUUCUACCUGCCAUUACUGCCAUGUAAUCAAUAGAUUCUACCUGCCAUUACUGCCAUGUAAUCAAUAGAUUCUACCUGCCAUCAAUAGAUUCUACCUGCCAUCAAUAGAUUCUACCCGCCAUUACUGCCAUGUCAUCAAUAGAUUCUACCUGCCAUUACUGCCAUGUCAUCAAUAUAUUCUACCUGUCAUCAUUAGAUUGUACCUGCCAUUACUGCCAUGUCAUCAAUAGAUUCUACCUGCCAUUACUGCCAUGUCAUCAAUAUAUUCUACCUGCCAUUACUGCCAUGUAAUCAAUAUAUUCUACCUGUCAUCAUUAGAUUGUACCUGCCAUUACUGCCAUGUCAUCAAUAGAUUCUACCUGCCAUUACUGCCAUGUCAUCAAUAGAUUCUACCUGCCAUUACUGCCAUGCCAUCAAUAGAUUCUACCCGCCAUUACUGCCAUGUCAUCAAUAGAUUCUACCUGCCAUGUCAUCAAUAGAUUCUACCUGCCAUUACUGCCAUGUCAUCAAUAGAUUCUACCUGCCAUUACUGCCAUGUAAUCAAUAGAUUCUACCUGCCAUUACUGCCAUGUAAUCAAUAGAUUCUACCUGCCAUCAAUAGAUUCUACCUGCCAUCAAUAGAUUCUACCCGCCAUUACUGCCAUGUCAUCAAUAGAUUCUACCUGCCAUUACUGCCAUGUCAUCAAUAGAUUCUACCCGCCAUUACUGCCAUGUCAUCAAUAGAUUCUACCUGCCAUUACUGCCAUGUCAUCAAUAGAUUCUACCCGCCAUUACUGCCAUGUCAUCAAUAGAUUCUACCUGCCAUUACUGCCAUGUCAUCAAUAGAUUCUACCUGCCAUUACUGCCAUGUAAUCAAAGAUUCUACCUGCCAUUACUGCCAUGUCAUCAAUAGAUUCUACCUGCCAUUACUGCCAUGUCAUCAAUAGAUUCUACCUGCCAUUACUGCCAUGUCAUCAAUAGAUUCUACCUGCCAUUACUGCCAUGUCAUCAAUAGAUUCUACCUGCCAUUACUGCCAUGUCAUCAAUAGAUUCUACCUGCCAUUACUGCCAUGUCAUCAAUAGAUUCUACCUGCCAUUACUGCCAUGUCAUCAAUAGAUUCUAUCUGCCAUUACUGCCAUGUCAUCAAUAGAUUCUGUCUGCCAUUACUGCCAUGUAAUCAAUAGAUUCUACCUGUCAUCAAUAGAUUCUACCUGCCAUUACUGCCAUGUCAUCAAUAGAUUCUACCUGCCAUUACUGCCAUGUCAUCAAUAGAUUCUACCUGUCAUUACUGCCAUGUCAUCAAUAGAUUCUACCUGCCAUUACUGCCAUGUCAUCAAUAGAUUCUACCUGCCAUUACUGCCAUGAAUGAAGUUACCCUUCUCAAAUAUAUCAUAGCAUCAAGUCCUUGUCGUAAUGUUACAGAGAAGCAUUUUAUUUGUUUUGUUGGGAGUUAAAAUACCUGUAUUAUAUGUUAGUUUUUACUUGUACAUUUACACAGCACAUGAAAUGUUCUAUGUUGUUCCUGUAUCGUAUGUCAUGUGAUUUGAUUCUAGCUACAUUAAUUAAUUAAGCACUUACUUAAUUCAGGUCCAACGUUUUUAUGUUUUCCAAACUUUUAAACAUGUCUGUCAUCGCAAUACAUUCCACAGAGAAGAGAUGGAAGCAUUUUAUAAAGUGAGACCAAAAAAAAAAGUUUCAACAUUUACAAAAAAAUAUAUAAUAAUAAUAAUAAUUCACCCAUAUUCCUGUUCAGAUUAUAAUAAUCUAAAUCGUAUGUAUCUAUAUCUGUUUUUUUUUUAUAUGUGACAUAUAAACUGCAAGGUUUUGUUUCAGUAAAUUGUUUGUAACUACAAAAAAAGACAAAAUGCAAAAAAUGUCUUGCAUUAAAUUAAAGUAUAGUUGACAGUU